AGUGAAAGAGUAAGACAUUAGCUCAUUACAGCAGUACUUCUCUCAUAUUCUUCGAAUGGUUAAGGAGAGCAUUUCAAAAAUUUCUAUGAAGGACAACUACGUGGAUAAAAGGGCAAAGAUUCUCAUUGAGCAUUUUACAUUUAACCGUUACUGUUCUUAGGAAAACUGACUCACGACUAGACAAAUAUGGACUUGAAGAAGUGAACUGCUUUAUUAUUACUCAAUCCCUGGAAGAAGAUCUGGAGUGUGUGGACCAAAAGCUUGAAGAAUGCAGGCUGUGCCUGGUUUUAGAUGCAGAGAGCAGGGUGAGGGCUCUUUGCAGCAACUCAUGCCAAGAAUGGUACGGGUAACAGGAGUAGGAGGACAAGGAUCCAGUGCUGGGGGUGUCCAGGGGCCUCACAGAUCCUCAAAACCCCCUCGUGAGCUUAGUGUGGAAGAGCAACAGGAGCUACGGAGAAAGAUCAACAGUCGUGAGAGAAAGAGAAUGCAGGACCUCAACGUGGCCAUGGAUGCUUUACGGGAGGUCAUGGUGCCCUACUCUUCGCCUACUGGUGUAGGUGGAACACUGCAGCACCCUUAUCUCCCUCCUGGAGCCCCUCCGACCGGACGCCGCCUGUCUAAGAUCUCCACUCUGGUGCUGGCCCGUAACUACAUCCUUCUCCUAGGCUCCUCCUUGCAGGAGAUGAGGCGUCUGCUGGGCGAGGUCAGCAUUGGGAUGGGCGUCAGUGGGACUGUACCACGUCUGCUGCUGACAGGGGGUUGGCCAUUUCUUACCGGGCCAGGACAACUUCUGCUUUCCCCUCCUGAGCAGCAAAUGGGUGCAGCAAAGUGCCCUCUUCUGCCACACGGUACCCAGGAGGAGCCCUUGGCAUGGGGGUCAGGCAGCAUGUCAGAGAGCCCGGUGUGCCAGUGUGGGGUGUGCCGGACCCCACGGGUGGUGCAUGUUAAUCCCUCUACACGUUUCUCAAAAUGAUUCCAACAUGCCUUGGAGAAAGGCUUGAAAAAAGAACAAUACAACAAUGCGGUUUUUGAUGUAUGUGAAGGGUGGGGUGUCUGGUUCAUUUUUUGGUAACACUUUAAAUAAAGGUUCAAUUUGUUAAUUUUAAGGAAUAGGUGAACCUGUUCACCCACAAGUUAUUUCGUAAUUUCUUUACCAUCUUGACAUUUCUAAACCUGCUCGACUUUCUUCUGUGGAAGACAAAUGAAGAAAAAUUUAUUUGUACCACAGAAGAAAGAAUGUCACAUGGUCUUGAAAUGCUGGUAGAUGAUGGUAGAUGGCAACAUUUUUGUUGUCCCUAAGUAUCUAAAAAACACUGAGCGUGCAUUUUGGUUCACGUUAGUUUCCACAUAUCCUAACACAUUUCAACUUGAACGUGCAAAUUUGUAUUUGGCUAAGUAAACCCUUUUAAGUGUUACCAAUAUUUUCUUUUGCAAAACUCUCCAAUAUAUGUUUCCCAUACAGUUGCUCUCUACUUUGUAUUUGCUAACAAUUAAACU
Molecule: messenger RNA, 1497 nt
Organism: Puntigrus tetrazona (Sumatra barb)
Lineage: Eukaryota; Metazoa; Chordata; Actinopteri; Cypriniformes; Cyprinidae
Gene: olig1
Product: oligodendrocyte transcription factor 1
Exons: 2
Coding region: 269-973 (234 amino acids)
Molecular function (GO): protein dimerization activity
Source: RefSeq, a predicted model, not a curated record